AUGGGCCACGCUCUAGACCGCCCCGGGCCUGCGACUGUCAAGAUGCGAGGAUGCUCUUCUCUUUCCCCUUCGAGGCUCACUUGCAGAUGUCGACUCACACUUCGUGAGGCCCAGCGGGCGGGUCCCCCAUCGCCUGGGGACGUGGGCUGCUGGCUUAAGCGCGGAGACGAGGAUGACUGGGGUGCUGGAUGA
This is a messenger RNA of Colletotrichum orchidophilum, 192 nucleotides long. RefSeq lists its product as uncharacterized. The transcript has a single exon. The coding region runs from base 1 to 192 and encodes 63 amino acids. The record is from RefSeq and is a predicted model, not a curated record. Lineage: Eukaryota; Fungi; Ascomycota; Sordariomycetes; Glomerellales; Glomerellaceae.